UGCUCCCUCGGUGGUGGACUGGUAGCCUGACCUCACAAGUCACAACCAGAUAGCAGAGCGAUCAAAAGUGGAGGCUAGCAAGCAAGAAAAGGAAACACCUACUCCUACGCCUCUCUUCUAGCUUCCAUCAAUCUCUAGAUUCUAGAGCCCUUCGAUCAGCUAGCUUCAAAUCAAGUGCAGCUUCAGCAUUCAGUGUUUAAUGAUCACUGCUGCUAAGUGAAGGAAAGGCAAGCAGCUACAGCACAGCAGGGUUGAAGCUUCUUACUUCGCCGGCCAUAAACCUGCGCAGUUCAGAGCCAUAAGCUCGUGCUUCUGCUUGAAGCUGCUGCUGCAAUGGAAGAGCAGCUUAACCCGCUGGCCGUGACGCACCUGCUGCAGCACACGCUGCGCAGCCUCUGCACCCACGAGGACUCGCAGUGGGUCUACGCCGUCUUCUGGCGGAUCCUCCCGAGAAACUACCCGCCCCCCAAAUGGGAUCUCCAGGGUGGCAUGUAUGACCGGACCAGAGGGAACAGGAGGAACUGGAUCCUGGCAUGGGAGGAUGGAUUCUGCAACUUCGCAGCCUCUGCUUCUGACCGCGAGGGCGCAGCUGCUGCCGCCGCCGCUGCCUGCACGGAAUGUGCUGGUGCUGCUGGGCAGGAGGUGAAGGGCCUGCAGCCUGAGCUCUUCUUCAAGAUGUCUCAUGACAUCUACAACUACGGUGAAGGGUUGAUAGGGAAAGUGGCAGCCGACCACAGCCACAAAUGGGUGUUCCAGGAGGCCCAGGGGCAUGAGAUCAACCUCAUCUCCUCCUGGAGCAACCCUGCCGAUUCUCAUCCAAGGACAUGGGAGGCUCAGUUCCAGUCCGGUAUCAAGACUGUUGCUCUGAUCGCCGUCAGAGAAGGCGUCGUACAGCUUGGCUCCAUGAAGAAGGUGGCGGAGGACUUGAGCUACGUGGUGAUGCUGCGCCGGAAGUUCGGCUACCUGGAGAGCAUCCCGGGGGUGCUGCUGCCGCACCCGUCGUCGGCCGCGUUCCCGGCCGGCGGAUGCGUCGUCGGUGGCCCCGCGGACGCGGCCUGCAGCUGGCCGCCGGGACUCGUGCCACCGAUGGAGCUCUUCGACCCCUACGGCCAGGCGUCGGCGGCGGCGGCGCAGAUGCACAUCGUGCCGUCGAUGAGCAGCCUGGAGGCGCUCCUGUCGAAGCUGCCCUCAGUCGACCCCGCGGUGGCCGGAGCCCGCGGCAUGGACAUGGUGGCCAAGGAGGAGGUGGACGCCGUCGACCACGCCGAGUACCACAGCAUGGACGACACGGCCGCAGGGAGCGGCAUUGUUGCUGGCAAUGGUGGCGAGAGCACUAGCGUUGCUGCUGUCGCCGCCACUAUUGCCCCAGUGUCUUACUACGUCAACAUGGCUAAUAAGCACAGAGAGGGAUUUUAGUCUGACAACGUCGCUAAUAAUAAGCAACUACCAUGAUUUGUGCAUGCAUGCGUCGACGGCCGGCUGUACUUAGGUGUCAAGGCAGGCAUGGUAGUUGCAAUGUCUUUUUCUAGAAUGCGCCGCAUUAUAUGAUUACUCUGCAUCAAACCAAUCAUGUGUGCUGUUGUACGUGUGCUUGGAGUACUAGUCGUACCGCAAAGUGCGUACGUGCGUACGUACGUACCCGAUAUAUCGAACCGUUAUAAGUUCAACAGAGGUUACCUACGUUCA
Molecule: messenger RNA, 1686 nt
Organism: Phragmites australis (common reed)
Lineage: Eukaryota; Viridiplantae; Streptophyta; Magnoliopsida; Poales; Poaceae
Product: protein RICE SALT SENSITIVE 3-like
Exons: 7
Coding region: 334-1416 (360 amino acids)
Source: RefSeq, a predicted model, not a curated record